GGGACGGCCCCGCGCCGCAGCAGCAGCAGAAGGCAAACAUCGAGUAGGAGCAGCCGAGGCGGACAGAGAGGAGAGGAGAGCCACCAACGCAGCAGCAGACGUACUCUGACCACCCCGAGCUAUACCAUCGUCACGGCGUUUGGCGUCAACAGCCCAGUACGCUCUUGUUUUCGUCUCAUGCAUUUUUAGAAAGAGCCCGUCGUCAUCAUGACAGCGGAAGAAACCAUCAACGUGAAGGAGGUGGAGAUCAUCAAGGUGAUCCUGGACUUCCUCAACUCCCGGAAGUUACACAUCAGCAUGCUGGCCCUGGAGAAGGAGAGUGGCGUCAUCAACGGACUGUACUCUGAUGACAUGCUCUUCCUCAGGCAACUGGUUCUUGAUGGCCAGUGGGACGAGGUGCUGCAGUUCAUUCAGCCCUUAGAGUGCAUGGAAAAGUUUGAUGGAAAAAGGUUCCGCUACAUCGUGCUGAAGCAGAAGUUCUUGGAGGCUCUGUGUGUUAACAACGCCAUGUCGGCCGAGGACGAGCCGCAGCACUUGGAGUUCACCAUGCAGGAGGCCGUCAAGUGUCUCCACACCCUGGAGGAGUUCUGCCCCUGUAAGGACGACUACAGCAAACUGUGUCUGCUGCUGACCCUGCCGCGGCUCACCAACCACGCAGAGUUCAAGGACUGGAACCCCAGCACCGCGCGGGUGCACUGCUUCGAGGAGGCCUGCAACAUGGUGGCAGAGUUCAUCCCCGCCGACAGGAAGCUGAGCGAGGCCGGGUUCAAGGCCAGCGGGAACCGCCUCUUCCAGCUGCUCCUCAAGGGAGUCCUGUACGAGUGCUGCGUGGAGUUCUGCCAGAGCAAGGCCACCGGCGAGGAGAUCACGGAGGGCGAGGUGCUCCUGGGCGUGGACAUGCUGUGCGGCAACGGCUGCGACGACCUGGACCUGUCCCUGCUCUCCUGGAUGCAGAACCUGUCGGCCGGCGUCUUCUCCUGCGCCUUCGAGCAGAAGCAGCUCAACAUCCACGUGGACCGCGUGUCCAAGCCCGCCAAGACGGGCUACGCCGACCUGCUGACGCCGCUCAUCAGCAAGCUGUCCCCCUACCCGUCCUCGCCCAUGCGCCGGCCCCAGUCGGCCGACACCUACAUGUCCCGCUCGCUGAACCCGGCGCUGGACGGCCUCUCCUACGGCCUCUCGGGCCAGGAGAAGAGGGGCUCGGCCGGGGGCGAGCCGGCGGUGGGGAAGGGGGCGUCGCCCAUGUCCCACUCCUUCGCCAACUUCCACUACCCGGGGGCGCCGGGGCAGAACCUGAGCCGCAGCCUGAUGAUGGAGAGCGCCGACUGCCACAGCAUCUUCGAGGAGUCGCCCGAGACCUCCAGGACGGACACGCCCGUGGACCCCGCCAUGCUGAGCUCAGGGGGAGCGCAGAGCCUGAGGCCGGCCUCCGCCCCCGGGGAGGACGCCCCCACCCCGGAGCUGGCCGACAGCACCGAGCUGCGCGACUCCACGGAGAAGUUUGAGGAGUUCUACCGCCAGCGGCUGCGCGUGCAGCAGCACCUGGAGCAGAAGCAGCAGCAGAGGCAGCUGUACCAGCAGAUGCUGCUGGAGGGCGGGGUCCAGCAGGAGGCGCCCGCCGCCGACAUGCAGAACAGCCUCACCGAGAAGUUCCUCAACAGGUCCAUCCAGAAGCUGGAGGAGCUGAACGUGGGCAUGGAGAGCCUGGGGGAGGAGGUGCAGUCGCUGCAGGCCCAGCAGUGCAACGGGGCCACCCCGGCCAUGGAGGACAGCGUGGACCUGUCGGCCCCCCCGGGCCCAGAGCAGGGCCCCCCCAGCGGGGGGGGAGGGGUGCGGAGCAGCACCCCGCAGCGUGCGGCCGGGGGGCACGCCAUCCCACCGCCUAAUGAGUCCCCCGUCACCCCCCAUAGUGGGCUGAAACACAUGGAUGGCAGCAAAGGUGAUUCCCCGCGCUCCUUAGGCUCCAGUCAAGAGUCCGACCAGCCCAUAGAUCUGUUCGUGCCGGUGAACACGCUGGAGGACACGCAGGCCAUCCGCGCCGUGGCCUUCCACCCGGCGGGGGGGCUGUACGCCGUGGGCUCCAACUCCAAGACCCUGAGGGUGUGCGCCUACCCGGACACGCUGGAGACCAGUGAGUCCACUCCGUUGAAGCAGCCGGCGGUGGUCUUCAAGAGGAACAAGCACCACAAGGGCUCCAUCUACUGCGCUGCCUGGAGCCACUGUGGGCAGCUGCUGGCCACCGGCUCCAACGACAAGUAUGUCAAGGUCCUGCCCUUCAGCGCAGAGACCUGCAACGCCACAGGCCCCGACCUGGAGUUCAGCAUGCACGACGGCACCAUCAGGGACCUGGCCUUCAUGGAGGGCCCGGAGAGCGGGGGGGCCAUCCUGAUCAGCGCCGGGGCCGGGGACUGCAACAUCUACACCACCGACUGUCAGAGGGGCCAGGGCCUGCACGCGCUCAGCGGACACACAGGUCACAUCCUGUCUCUGUACACGUGGGGCGGCUGGAUGAUCGCCUCGGGCUCCCAGGACAAGACGGUGCGCUUCUGGGACCUGCGGGUGCCCAGCUGUGUGCGCGUGGUGGGGACCUCCUUCCACGGUUCAGGCAGCCCCGUUGCCUCGGUAGCGGUGGACCCCAGCGGGCGUCUCCUGGCCACGGGCCAGGAGGACAGCGCCUGCAUGCUGUACGACAUCCGGGGGGGCCGCACCGUGCAGACCUACCGCCCCCACGGCAGCGACGUGCGCUCGGUGCGCUUCUCCCCCGGCGCCCACUACCUGCUCACCGGCUCCUACGACGCCAAGGUCAUGGUGACCAACCUCCAGGGGGACUUGACCAAGCAGCUGCCCGUGACGGUGGUGGGCGAGCACGGGGAUAAGGUGAUCCAGUGUCGGUGGCACCCGAACGACCUGUCCUUCCUGUCGUCCUCCGCAGACCGCACUGUGACACUCUGGACGCACAAGCCCUAGCACGCCCUAGCACGCCCUAGCACACACACACGCACACCGACACACACACACACGACUAGCGUUCGAACAUGUCCAGCUCCAAUACAUUCUUUACACGCCCCCCAGCCACACACACACACACACACUACGGCUGUACGGUUUGCGUCACACAGACAUGAGUGGCCUGUCAGGCCCCCCUGGCAUGCAGCCUGCUUACUCCAGAACAAACCAGAAACCACACACUGCACACCCACCCAGUGAACGAGGCUUGCCUCUUUUAUCCCAUGGGAAAUGGUAAUGCGUACGAAGUCUGCCAGGCAUCUAGAUGGGCCCUGAUUGGAGGGUUUUAGUCUUGUGAAUGCUUUUUGGUUUGCGUUCGGCUUGCUCAGUUUCCUCCAUUUCAUUUGUUUUCAUGUGGUCAGGUCCCUCAUCUCUUUUAUUUCUUUAACCGCGCCCACUGCUCACCAGGCACAGCACUGAAUACAUGAUCUGAUUACAGCGAAUAUAAAUGAUGGUGCCUUCCUGCAGUUUCCCCGACCUAAAGAAAACUCUCAAAGAUGAACAUAAACCAUGGUCUUUUCUAAAGGUCAGGUUUUGGUUCACGGUUUUGACAUGAAAUGCAUUCCUGCCCUUUGUCCAGUCAGUCUUUCUCUAUUAUUUUUUAUAUUAUGCUGCUAUUUGGAAGUCAUUGUUGAGAUGUUGAUAUUAAGGUGGGGCUGUGAAUGUACAUUUCAAUGCAUCUAUACAUCAGGCCUUCAGGAAACUGAAUAGGUGGAAAGUUAUACAAUAGCCUAACUAUAUGUCAUUCAUUCUACCAGUACCUUCAACCUUCUCAUUUAUAGUGUAACUGUUCUUAUUCUAUAGAUCUCAGCGUUGUACAUAGUGGGAUGACCUUGUAUAAACUUGCUUGAUGUAAAUGUAAAAAACAGUGUUUCGCUCUAAAAGCUGAUACAUUGUCUUGAAAUAGCUUGCAAUUCUUUUUUUUUUCUAACAUAUGGCCCCAAAGGGAAUUACAAAUAUGCUUUGUUGUUUAUAUUUGCAUCCUGGCGUUGGGUGCAGGAUUAACAUCGUACAGGUGGUCUACUGUGUGAGGGUUCAGUAGGUCUGAAGCUUUGGCCGUUGAAAAAGGGGUCAUUAUAUGCACAUUGAAAUCUUAAAAAGCACGCAGUUGUUUUGUCGUUCAUUUCAAUGCCAGUAUUGUAUGUUUGCACAUUUUCUUUGGAUUUUUUGUUACUAAUUGACCCUUCUAGUUGAUUAAUAUCUUAAGCUUUUUAAAUUAUUGUUCACGUAGUGUCUCUGUUGAACUAAAAAGUGGCCAAACUAAAGCAGGGGUGUAUUUAUUUCACUGCCUCUUCAUGUGAACUGAUGGUUCUAUGAAAUGAACGCAGCCGAUUUUCUAUGUGUUUUAUUAUGUGAUUAAGUUAAUGCUACUUAAUUGAAGUGUAAAUUACUGGUUUAUCGAUGGAAUAAAAAGAUAUAUUACACUUCAGAUGCUAAAAACAUUUUCUCCACCUUCUGUUCACAAUAAAAAGACAAGACAAUUCCCCUACCAACAAAGGCAUUAUCAAUUUUCAUACAUGUAAGGUACAUACUGUAUUUACAGUUGGGACGCAUUUGAAGAGUUGAGGCUUUAUUCCUCUGAUCAACAAAAAACAAGUGUUACAAAAGAGCACCACAAUCUGUACAUAGGUUAAAAGUUAGUUGAUAUUUUUUAUAUUAGGAGACGCUUGUCUGAAAGGGUCAAAUUCCCUGAUAGAGACAACGCCUUCAUCAGACUAAUACUCGACAUACA
Gadus macrocephalus (Pacific cod) is the source of this 4738-nucleotide messenger RNA. It is a transcript of the gene wdr47a, whose product is annotated as WD repeat domain 47a. The transcript is spliced from 17 exons. The record is from RefSeq and is a predicted model, not a curated record. Gene Ontology annotation, molecular function: protein binding. Lineage: Eukaryota; Metazoa; Chordata; Actinopteri; Gadiformes; Gadidae. Bases 208 to 2967 code for a protein of 919 amino acids.